UUUUUUGUUCAGGUAUAGGUACGAGUAAUUUAAAUUCAUGAGUUCUCAACGUUAUGAUAUCUUGUUGGGAACGUUGUGCGGCUGUGCGCAUGCAUCAGUUUGCAUUUUUUGCUAUUCCCAUAAGUGAUCAUGUUUCAUCACUUCAACAAUUCUCGAAUGUUUUAACCGUAGUUUAUACUGAUAACUCGAAGAUAUAGUUACUUGAAUGAUCGUUUCUUUUUCCAAUAUCAUAUCAGUCGAAUUCGCCGGUAUGUUCGUGAUAUUGCUACAGUAUUAUUAUGGUUCUAUGAAGUCUUAAGAGUAUAAAUUGUCGUGUUUUUAAUUACCUACCAUUAAGAAGGCCUGAAUCCCGUCCUGAUUUACUUUCCGAGUUCUGAUUUUCCAGAUAAUUCAAGUGUCUGCUACCUUACCUAAUCGGUAGUGAUAGUCGCAGCAAGAUGAACGAUUCGCCGAUGGAAUUGCAAUGUUUGGCAGCAAAAUGUGUAUGCGUUCGGCUGUUACACGAAUGGGCCGAGGGCGAAGCGCCCAUAAUCGACGUUUGGAAAAAAGGUAACGGCUACGAUACUUGCUCAUCUCACGACUGGUUCGUAUGGCAAUUAUACGAAAUGGAAGUACCUCAAUUCGCCAAUACACCCAAUAAAAUUCGAUACCAAAUUGAAGAUAACAUGGUAUCGAUUUUGGAACAAGUCGUGACUUGGAUCCAGGAUCAUCACGGUGUGAAUUUCUUCCACGAUCAACCAUCGUCUUCGCUGAGCGAAUACAUCGUUACUCUGGUUUGGAAUCAUCAUUUUAAAAUCGACUACGCUGCCACCGCGAAAAACAUGCUAACCAAUGAGAAGCUGAGUCCAUUGGAGAGGUUCAGAUUCGCGAGUACUUAUUGUAUCGUCGAAGAGAUUGAAAAGUUUCGCGACACGAUGGAUUCGGUACCGGAAUGGGAUUUUAACGAGGAUCCGUUCGUGGUGUAUUGGAACAAGUAUUUGAAUAACGAGUUAGAUACGAUUUCGGAACCUGGAGAGAGUCCAGAUGUUUCUGUAUUAGACGCAGGGAUGAGUGGUAUAACUUUAAAGACGUUACAUUUGUGGCCUCCGGUUGAGCACUUCUUCGAUAAAUUGCACUCGGAGUUCAAAUGGAUCGCAUUCGGAGCUAUCAUCCUACAGUCUGGUGAAAGAAACCUAAAACAUUUGUUAGCCAAAUUGACAGAUACAGAAUGGAAUUCAGCGUGUCGUACUUGGAUUUUGAAAAUCGUCCAGAAAAUCCUCCAGUGGGGUACUUUGGACGACGUACGCUACAUGUGGAAUCUGUUCAAGAGUAACAUGGAUUCGAAGAAUUUCUGCGGUAUUCUCGAAACGCUGGUACCUUUAACGAUGAUAGACGCGAGCGAAUUUGAAAAAUGGACCACGGUGUUGAUGGAGAUUUGGAUCAGCGCUAGUAGCGAAUUGAAACAAUCGGCCAUCGACAUGGAACUGUGGCAUCGUAUAGGUGAACAAUGCUGCAUGCAUGUUAUUAUGAAUGGAGAAACGUCGAAUUUUCGUGCACGUCGUCAGAUCAACGAUCCAAUGAAAUUCAUCAGACUGGUGUUGAAAAGCGCAGACGUGAGUAAAAGAAUGGAAUUUUUCGAGAAGAAUUUCCGCUGGUUGAUUCUUUGGGCACCGUUUGCCGAGGUAGAUAAAUUGAUACGUAAUUUUCUGGAAUCUUACAAUGGCGAUGUUGUUAAGUUGAAAAAAUCACUCGCCAAUUCUCAUCUCGUUAUUGAGAGAUGUGUGUCAGUAUUGCUGAGAUUUGGCGAAUUCGACGAUUUUGACGCCGUGCUAUCGUUUUAUUUCCCCGGCGUCCCCGGCUACGUCGAAGACGACGAGGACAGAAUGCGAAGAAGUUUGAUAUGCUAUAAAUGGACGUUAAUGACACUUACACUGGGUUCAACCAUGCUCAGUAUGUGUUUAUAUUUCGCAGAUUGGAGGAAAUUAUACGAUUACGUGAAGAAAAUCAUUUCUCAGACUCGUCACAUCGCGCCAGAUGAGUUUAUGAUUACAUUGAUCGAUAUGCAUAAAUCUGAAGAAAUUCGUUUCUGGGAAGUGAAACUGCGUAAUGGCGAAAGCAAAGACUUGAGGGAAUGCCUGAACGCAAUUUUGUCUCCCAACGACCACAGAUUGGAAGAGUUGAAAGAAAAAUUCAAAGCUGAUAUGUUCAAGAUUUUAUUCGAUUGCGAUUCAUCCGCAGAUAGAGUUUUUAAUCAAGCAGACGUGCAAGAUUUCUUGCUGUGGAUUUACAACGACGAUGACAAGCUAGUCAAUGAAAACUUCAAGCAACCGGAACUCUUCUCGAAAGGAUUUUUGGUUCAGUUUCAAUUAUGUAUCACCACACGUUGCUUUCAAGCUACCAAAUCUUUGGAAGAGUUUUUAGAUUGGUGUUUUGCGACAGAAUCGGAAAAGCAGCAGUUUAAACGCAAAAUGAUAUACGAUUACCGAGAGCAUAAGGUGAUCGAAGAUUUGUUGACUCGUAGAAGGUAUCGUCGAAGCGUGUUGUUUUGGUUUUUCGACGGCGAUGCCAGUGAAAUUGAAAAGUUCACGGUGUACUGUGCACGUAAUCCAAUAAACUCGUAUUUCGACUCGGAUUUCGCUUCUGUUUGUGCUUACUCAGUGGAAAAGUGGUCGGAUUUGACCGGAAGUCAAGAUUGAAUGUUUCAAUGUGCUUAGGAUCAAUUUUUUUUCGAAUCUUCUCUGUUCCCAACAAUUAGUAAACAUUGUAAGAUGUCGAGUACGUUUGCUUAAUUUUUUCCAUCUUAUUACGAAAUGAUUUUUGUUUCCACUUUGAAUGCGUCGUAUUCGUUGUUGAUUUUAUUUGAAAUUUUAAAUACAUAAGUUGAGUAAUUUUUAUAAUGCAUUUUUUCAAAAAAUUUGUAUAUUAUUUUGUUUGUUUGUUUUUUAAUAAUAAUUGUUGUCAUUUGAAUGUAUACCUAUACCUAAUACAUACAACGUUGUCUUUUUAAAAAAAAUAUUUUUGUAA
Messenger RNA from Planococcus citri (citrus mealybug), 3003 nucleotides. RefSeq lists its product as uncharacterized. The coding region runs from base 438 to 2675 and encodes 745 amino acids. The transcript is spliced from 2 exons. The record is from RefSeq and is a predicted model, not a curated record. Lineage: Eukaryota; Metazoa; Arthropoda; Insecta; Hemiptera; Pseudococcidae.